AAACUUAAAUUGUAUCAAAUUUUAACAGUAACAAAAAUUCUACCUCCAUUUACCAGUUUCAUUUUCGCAAAUUCACCAUAUUCAUCAAAUCCCCGUUUCUUCUCUCAACGUCCAUCCAUAUCUAUUGGAUUUCCAAUCAAAUCCCAAUCCAAAAAUUCCCACAGAAAUGUUCCCUUGGACUGGUUUUAUGGCGUCUUGGCCUCACUCGGAUUGUGGCAGAAAGAGGCCAUGAUCUUGUUUCUUGGCCUCGAUAAUGCUGGCAAAGCCACCCUUCUUCACGUGCUCAAGGAUAAGGAGAAUUUUCUAUUAGUGCAGCAUCAUCCGACGCAAUAUCCCACCUCGGAAGAGCUGAGCAUUGGGAAAAUUAAGUUCAAGGCGUUUGAUUUGGGCGGUCAUCAGAUCGCCCGUCGAGUCUGGAAGGAUUACUAUGCCAAGGUUGAUGCUGUAGUGUACCUGGUUGACGCGUAUGACAAGGAGCGUUUUGCAGAAUCAAAGAAGGAAUUAGAUGCACUCCUUUCUGAUGAGGCCCUUGCCGAUGUUCCAUUUCUGAUUUUGGGAAACAAGAUUGACAUACCAUACGGUGCCUCUGAAGACGAGUUGCGUUACCACUUCUGCCUGACUGGUAUACCCGCUGGCAAAGGAAAGGUCAAUCUGGUGGACUCUAAUGUGCGCCCUUUCGAGGUAUUCAUGUGCAGCAUUGUACGCAAAAUGGGCUACGGUGACGGCUUCGAAUGGGUUUCACAAUAUAUCAAGUAGGGCGAGUGUUGGGAAAAUUUUCUUUCAGUUGAAAGAGAGGGGAAGGAAAAUUAAAGGGCAAAAAACAGAGAUUCAUUUUUUUCACCCUGUCUUUGUCUGUUAGCGGCUAAAAAUAUGCCUGCUUUGUGCUUUCGAAUUUGUAUGGUAAAGAUUACAUAUGAUGACUAUCCUGUCAUAGCAUGGAUAGGAUAUUAUUAUAGAACCAAAAAAGUUUAAAAAAUUUCUAUUGCACUAUGUAACAAACAUUCACUUA
This is a messenger RNA of Olea europaea var. sylvestris, 1009 nucleotides long. RefSeq names its product GTP-binding protein SAR1A-like. The transcript has 3 exons. Gene Ontology annotation, biological process: endoplasmic reticulum to Golgi vesicle-mediated transport; vesicle organization; membrane organization. Gene Ontology annotation, molecular function: GTPase activity; GTP binding. Gene Ontology annotation, cellular component: endoplasmic reticulum exit site; COPII vesicle coat. The annotation marks the transcript as partial. NCBI's taxonomy places the organism in Eukaryota, Viridiplantae, Streptophyta, Magnoliopsida, Lamiales, Oleaceae. The record is from RefSeq and is a predicted model, not a curated record.